This is a messenger RNA of Bipolaris maydis ATCC 48331, 677 nucleotides long. RefSeq names its product ATP synthase. The record is from RefSeq and is a predicted model, not a curated record. Gene Ontology annotation, molecular function: proton-transporting ATP synthase activity, rotational mechanism. Gene Ontology annotation, biological process: proton motive force-driven ATP synthesis. NCBI's taxonomy places the organism in Eukaryota, Fungi, Ascomycota, Dothideomycetes, Pleosporales, Pleosporaceae.
AGACCAGCCAUUGCAUCUUCCCCACAACUCCGUCCAUCAUGAGCGCCCUCCGUAUCGCCAGAGCCGCCCUCCGCGCAAGGCCCGCUGCCAUCGCCCGCCCCAUCCAGCGAAGAGGCUACGCCGAGGUCGCCAACGACAAGAUCAAGCUCUCUCUAGCUCUCCCGCAUCAGUCCAUCUACAAGUCCCAGGAUGUUGUUCAGGUCAACCUCCCCGCAGAGACCGGUGAGAUGGGUGUUUUGGCCAACCACGUUGCCUCUAUUGAGCAGCUGAAGCCCGGUCUGGUUGAGAUCAUCGAGGAGCAGGGCGGCAACAAGCAGUUCUUCCUGUCUGGCGGUUUCGCCGUUGUGCAGCCCAACUCUGUUCUCAGCAUCAACGCCGUUGAGGGCUACCCUCUCGAGGACUUCAGCGCCGAAGCCGUCAGGAACCAGAUCGCAGAGGCACAAAAGAUUGCCAGUGGAAACGGCAGCGAGACUGACAUUGCUGAGGCCAAGAUUGAGCUCGAGGUUCUCGAGAGCCUGCAGGCUGCGCUCAAGUAAGUGUGUAAACAGCGGACCCAGAGCACGGCAUGGGUGGUAUGUAUAGUAACUGGCGCUGCGUGCUUUUCACGCGCAAAGGAUAGAAGGAACUUCAACGAGACAAACCACAACAUUCCAAAUGUUUUGCACUUUUGCUCUUUG